This is a messenger RNA of Trichoplax adhaerens, 1113 nucleotides long. RefSeq lists its product as uncharacterized. The transcript is spliced from 6 exons. Gene Ontology annotation, molecular function: protein binding. The record is from RefSeq and is a predicted model, not a curated record. NCBI's taxonomy places the organism in Eukaryota, Metazoa, Placozoa, Uniplacotomia, Trichoplacea, Trichoplacidae. Bases 1 to 1113 code for a protein of 370 amino acids.
AUGGCCUUGAUAGAUCACAAUGUGCCUGUAUAUUAUACAUAUAAACCACUCGACAGCCAACGUCGUAGCUGGCAGCGUCCUCCAUCCAAUAUAGUUAGGCUAACCAACACUGUAAGGAAUCGGUACAAGGAUUCAGCAUGUUACUACAAGGACAGUGUGUAUAUCUUUGGAGGCAUAUCAAUGAGUGAUCAAACUGCCUUCAAUGAUUUGCACAGAUUUGAUUUACGAAAUCGUUGUUGGUCUAAUUCAACGUUAAUUACAAAAGGUACUAAGCCUUUACCACGUGGAAGUGCGUCUAUGGUUAGACAUGAUUACAGAUUGAUAUUGUUUGGAGGUUAUUGCCCUAGCACACAUCACCUCGCCCAUAAUGACUUUUCAGAACUUUAUAGAUUCUACAAUGAUUUAUUCGUAUAUGACCCUCUCACUUCGACUUGGACUGAAAUAAAAAUUACUCCUUGUAAUAUCCCUCAAGAGAGAGCGAGUCAUUCUGCAGUAGUAAUUGGACAUAGUAUGAUUAUUUUUGGUGGAAUUAGUAAGCGCACCUCAUUUAAUGAUGUAUGGAUAUUAGAUCUCAGAACUUUUACUUGGCAACAACUGAAAAUAGAUGGUAUAACACCAUGUCCACGAGGUGGCCACUCACAGAUUGUCGUCGAUGAGAAGAGAAUAGCAAUUAUUGGUGGACAGAAGCGCCUUGGAGAACAUUUCGAGUCUUUAACAGAUAUUUGGUUGCUAGAUAUCGUUCAACAAAGAUGGCAAAAAAUAAAAGUAAUAAAUGAAAAUUGGAUGGCACCCGAUAUUUGGUAUCAUCCUGCUGUAAAAAUUAAUAAUAUUGUUGUUAUUUUUAGUAAUCUAAUUUCAACGCUGUCUGCGGGUGUAAACGCUGUAAAUAAUACGUUCAAUUUCGAUGUUACAUUAAAUUCUAUAUCAAAUUUACAUAUGUUCAUUCUGGAUUUUAGUAAUUUGCAAAAUGAAAAAGUAACUUUUGAAGUUACUUGGCGACAACCUAUCGCUUUACCAGUUACGUCUAAUAAGGCACAUUGUAGCGUGUUAUGUCGGAGUGAAAUAUUUCUAUUUAGCUCAUCGAAUGAAGAAACGUUAUAUAUUAUCAGUUGA